AUGUCGGCCCAAGCAGCAGCGAGAGCGCCAUUCCGCGUAGGAGCCAAGCAGGUUUACCUGCCCAACUUCACAGUAACCCUCGUCCGCUCACCGCGCAUGCCCGCCAGCUUUGCCAAGUUCAUCGUGCCUCUCAGUAUGAACAAGCUCGAUCUCCGCGACUACCUCUACCAUGCCUACAACGUCCGUGUCGUCAGCGUCCGCUCCUACAUCGAUCAGCAAAAAGUCACACAGGGCAAGCCCAAUGCUCCCAAGAUGCAGAUCAAGCGAUGGUUCCGCCCGCGCGCCAUCAAGAAGAUGACCGUCGAACUGGAGAGUCCCUUUGUAUGGCCAGAACUGCCCAACAAGGAUGAAUUGAACGAGAACUGGAGCAAGGACACACACGACCAGGCCAAGACCGACAACGACAAGUACGCCGAGCAAAGAGGCAGAUUGGCAGACACAUACGUGGACAGGGGCGAGAGGAAGAGCAUGAGAGAACAGGCUAGGGCACUAUUGGAGAGGAGGGAACAGUGGAAGCCUGCCGAGGAGUUGGGCUUUGUCGCGCCAAAGAAGUGA
Aureobasidium namibiae CBS 147.97 is the source of this 555-nucleotide messenger RNA. RefSeq lists its product as uncharacterized. Gene Ontology annotation, cellular component: ribosome; mitochondrial large ribosomal subunit. Lineage: Eukaryota; Fungi; Ascomycota; Dothideomycetes; Dothideales; Saccotheciaceae. Gene Ontology annotation, molecular function: structural constituent of ribosome. The record is from RefSeq and is a predicted model, not a curated record. Bases 1 to 555 code for a protein of 184 amino acids. Gene Ontology annotation, biological process: mitochondrial translation. The transcript has 2 exons.